Pomacea canaliculata is the source of this 8761-nucleotide messenger RNA. Its product is annotated as RNA polymerase II elongation factor ELL-like. The record is from RefSeq and is a predicted model, not a curated record. Gene Ontology annotation, molecular function: cis-regulatory region sequence-specific DNA binding. Bases 30 to 1763 code for a protein of 577 amino acids. Gene Ontology annotation, cellular component: transcription elongation factor complex. Gene Ontology annotation, biological process: transcription elongation by RNA polymerase II; snRNA transcription by RNA polymerase II; positive regulation of transcription elongation by RNA polymerase II. NCBI's taxonomy places the organism in Eukaryota, Metazoa, Mollusca, Gastropoda, Architaenioglossa, Ampullariidae. The transcript is spliced from 12 exons.
ACGUUUUCCCCUAACUGAAUUAGACCAAAAUGGCGACGCUGGUGGAAGGCAGAGAGUACGGUCUCGCUUCGAAUGGAUCAACCAGCGGAAACAAAACUUUUAUUCAUUUGAAAUUAACCGAUUCAGCAUUGAGAGCCCUUGAAGAAUUCUCCAAAAGCAGGGAUGGCUGCAGCAGGAAACCAACCAUCCAGUUCACUGGCAGCACAGGGGUUAUGCGCAUUCCUGGCCAAACGUCCUCUCAUGACCCAAAAGCUGAGCGGCAGUUCCAGCUGUCUCUCACCAAAAUCCUGGGGGAUGACAAUGGAAGCUUUGACUGCAUCAGACAAACCGCCACAAGACCCAGUGGCAGCAGCUUACAGUGCCAGGGAACAAUGCAGUACAAGAUCGUCACGCAUGCUAACAAUGAUGUGUACACAGACACGCGCAAAAAAAUCACCCUGGCAGACUCUGAGCUCAAGAAGUCUUGUGCAAAGGAAAUCAAAAUGGGUGGGCGCUUUGGCAGCAAGAAGAUCAAGAAGGUUGUUUCCAGUAGUGCCUACAAAUCCUCAAACCCAGUCAAAGCUCCUAGCAUAGCCCCACGCAUCACUCCACCUACAGCUUCGUCAAGUUCUCCAGUGUCAAGUUCUGCUGUCAGCAGUCGUCUAACCCCACCUUUUGGUGGCAACAAUCACUCACCUCAUCGACCUAACACCCUUGCAUUGAAUGGCAACCGACCUGCCAGCAAGCCCUUUAUGUCUGUUAAUAAUGGUGCCAGCAAGCCUAGUUCUCACAGUAGUAAACAGACUUCUGGUGUGCUUAGCAUGCCAUACAGGGAUCGUAUUAUCCACAUUCUCGCUCUUCGGCCUUACAAGAAACCAGAACUGUUGGCAAGACUCAUGAAGGAUGGAAUUCGUGAGAAAGAUAAAAACUCUUUAGGUCCCAUCCUGCAGCAGGUUGGCAGCAUGAACAAAGACAACUCUUACAGCCUUGCUCGUCAUGCUUGGCAGGAUGUUCGUGUUGACUGGGCUCAUUACACUGAGGAAGAACGUGAGCUGGUCAAGAAGAAUUUGCACCGGCAUGAGUCACGGAUGUCCAUAUCACCGUCCAUUUCUCCUGCUGCCAGGACACCAGACAGUCCCUCACCUCCCCAGAAGCGACCUUUGGAGGAGGUUCCAGAUAUCCCUGUCAAAAAAGUACGAAUAUCUCAUGAACAUCAGAACAGUCACGUAAAUGGCAAAGUCUCCAAUGGAAUGAAUGGUGUGGUGGAGGCGUCUGCUGUGAAUGCAUUAUUCAACAUGACCCAUAAAACUAAUGUGCUUACUGGAGAGAGCAAAAGCAGAAAUGGUGUAAGUGCUUCCUCACCAGUGCCAGAGUCACCCAGUUCUAAUCGAGAAAACCAAGAAAAAGGGUUGGAUCCCAAUGAUACAUCUUCAUCACCAGACUAUGUCACGCAGUACCCUAGCAUAGAAGAUGGAGAUCAACGCAUGCGCUACAAGCAGGAUUUCAAUGAACACUAUGAGGAGUACCGGCGGCUGCAUGAAAAAGUGCAGAACGUUGCUCGUCGCUUUCAGUAUCUUCGGGAACGUAUCAGCAACACGAAAGAGGGCACACAAGAUUAUGAGGUACUGAAGAAAAAAGUACUUCAGGAAUAUCAACAGCAGAAAAAUGAUACCAAGUUCCAAGAGCACAAACGUCGGGUGGACUACUUACAUGCGAAACUGGGCCAUAUCAAGCGCCUCAUUAAUGAGUUUGACCAACGCUUUCAGGUGUCCACGCGCAGCUAGCCAGAGCUUCCACUGGCCGCUUCUUGCCCCAUCUCCCCAAAAGAUCCCCUUACCACACUACUUCCCCACUCUUACCGGCCCUAGCAGGCACCUGCAUCUUCCCUCCAGGUGCUGUGUUCCCAUGGGUCCAGAAAAUGGCCAGUGUUCCCAUUUGUUUCUGCAAAAAACCACUUGUCAGUAGACAUUUGCUGAAGCCUUCAUAUUUGAUUCUACCCAGUCCACAUUUGACUGCAUCAAGCGCUUGAGAGAAUCUUGCCACAAGAUGUUCCUGCUCAUGACGUCAAAAUUUCCAGGUUAGCUGCCAUGACAGACAAGAAAGCUUUCAUGCACAGUGCAUGUUUGUGCAUUACCUGCAGGCUGAUGCUCCCUGCCUGUCCGAACUGUUGUCUGUGUUGUGAAAAGAGUAGUGUAUCAUGAGCCAUCGCCGUGGGAGAGGUUGGAUGUACUUUGGAUGGUCUGCACCUUAAAGUUGAUGUAAUGUGUGUGACCACAAGAGGGGACCCUGGACAUAGCACAAGCUAUGCUCAAGAAGUUAUGUUUUUCAAUGUCAUUUCUUCACAAGGUGAGACAGGACUUGAUGACUGCAUUGUCUUUCUUUCCAAGCAUUGGACUUGCUGGUAAGGACUAGCCACUCAGUUACAAAUUAAUAUGACAGCACCACCAGCAAGCUCAAUCUUAAUGGAGUUUAAAGAGUGCACGUUUUCAUGUGGAAAAUGGAAAUGGCAACUUGGAUUUUGUAAACAUGCUUCACAAAAGCUGCUCAUAGAUGUGAUUUCCACAGCUGUCCACCCUUACCUAAUAAGUGAGCUUCUGCUGCCUGCUUUAAAAAGCCGGAGUGAUGACCCAGCUGCAAGUGGCAGGUUGGUGGCGCCCAAGGUUGAAUUGUCAAAUAUGACUUACUGAUAACAGCAUGUGAAUGGGAGGAGAGAGAAUGAAGUUGUGAAACAUUGCCUAAACUGUGAUCUAAAUUGUGACGGCAUGAUGACAUGCCACAGCUGUAUGUGUGCAUCAUUGGAUGUGUGUAAGUGCGUACAAAACAUACCUUGUACAGGAGAACAGUGUGAUCAGUGGUGUGAUCUUGGGCUUAGAACUGCAGUUGUGCAAAUCAAGAUUUAAGCUGGCUAGGUUAUUUUUUGGGUUUUUUUCCCCUUGUUCCAUCGCUUAAGUUAAUGCUGUGAUUUACUUCUCUAUCUUUUGAACCUAAUUUCCCUCCCUCCCUUAUUGUAAUCCAUUAGCCAUUCCUUGCUGCCAUCAUAACUGAAGCAGUUAGGAUUUGUGUGUAUAUAUUUGAUACUUGUUCCUAAAUUUUCUGCUGAGAAACGUUCUAAAACAUUAUAAAUAAAUUCUGCGAAGGCUAAUUUUUAAUUGCACUGAGAAUUAAGCUACUCCAUGCAAUUCAGAUAAUUGUUAAUAAAGAACUCCAACCCCCUAUAUCAGUGGCUGAAAGAAAAUGUGAUGGGUCAUUAUGAAAAGAAGCAGAAUUGGUGAGGAAAAAAUCAACUAAAAAUGAAAACAAAACAAAAAAACAAGAAGCAUUUUACUCCCAGGUCUGUCAAUUUCCUGUGAACCAUAGUAGUCAAAAUAUUAUAUGCUAGCUUUUAAUUCGUGCGUGAUUUGAGGGUAUUCUUGUUAAACUUCUUGAUGUUUUUGUACAGUAGCUGAUUUUUCUGAAUGUUAACACAGGUAAAAGUGUUAGCUUUGACCUAUAUCACAUCUUGUAUUGGAAUUCACAGUGUAAAUGAUUUGAUUAAAAAGAAAUGCCAAGAAGGGUCUUCCUUAUGUUACCUCUGCUGUCCAGACUUGAUGGCUUCAUCAAGCUGCAGUGUUUGCUUCAUUUUACUUCUAGUCAGAAGGGUGCCCUGGUUAAAGGGGCCACAGUAACACUGUUACUGUACAAGUAAUACAGUAUAUAAAACAGUACAAAAUGAGAUUUCAUAGAGUUAAUGGGGCAUUGAAUUUUGAAACAAAAGUAGACAUGGAAAAAAUGGAUGCAAUGAAAUAAGUGGAUAUAAGAUGUGUCUGCAUAUGCAUGUAAUCAUGUAGCACCCAGAACGUCUUCCAUUCUACCCAUCUGCUGGCUCUCACAGCACAGAUUUUGUUUGCCUUUGACUCUGUAUACAUGGCAUGGUGUGUGGAAAAGAUUGCAAGAAUAGUACAAGGCACAGGAAACCCUGUACCCUUGAAGUAUCAAAAACUCUGUCUACCUGAUAUGCUUUAACUACUGUGUUGAAUAGAAACAGCAUUUUUUGUAUUGUGGAUAUUCUAGGAUGUAAAAGUGCAGUGCAUGACGUGUCACAAUUAAAAAGUCUUAAGUAUACAGUAAAUACCUGCAGCUGUGAGUUUUGUGUACAUGCAUGGCUGAGUAAUGGAGAGAGAAUUAUUGGUGUACUUGCAGUUGAUGAGUAAUUUGAAGGAAAACUGACAUCUUCUGGAUGGUAUUCUUCAUUCUAUUGCAACUAACUGCUGAUGAAUAUCAAACUGUGCUGGGUGUGAAUUGCAUUUUUCCUUAUACUGUAUGCUUUGUGUAAGUUUGGAUUUGCAUCUUUGCAUCAGGCUUGAGUUGUUGAAAUUACAAAAGGGUUGAAAGAUGGUCACCAAGAUAAUUCAAAAAGCAGCGGUUUCUCAUCCAUGAUGCAUUUAAAUCUUGCAAGAAUUCAUAAGUAGCAAAUGGAAUUUCUUGUGCACAAAGGAGAGAAAGGAUCCUUGUUUUUAUUUUUUGAAGAAUAAUGAAAAAUAUACUAAUAAUCUGCCUCUGUGUAUGUGUCUGGGUACAUGCUUGCAUCACUUAAAUUGCAGGGUUGUAAUAAAGGGUUGUUGAAAGGACAAAUUUACUUAGCACCAGUUUUCUGUUUUGGCAGGUAGUUAAUGAACACUGUUGGGGUUUUAGCAGCUUAUUCUCAUGGCUAGAAGCAUGUUUGUGGCAAUGAAUUUUGUAAAUGAAAUGCAACCAAUUAUAGAGGUGUGUGUAUGAAAAUGUUUCCAUUUUUCAAUGAUGUUUUGAUAAGGUGUCCACAGCAACUAAGAAAAUAUUUCAUCUUUUAUCUAAUUUUGAAAUCCACAUUGUAUUUGCUUCACCAUCACAGGCCGGACUGAUAGCACUGCAUUUGUUGGUUCAUGUAACAGAUGAAUUAUUGGGGUUGAUGGCAGAAAGGUGUCUGCAUUUGUAAUCACAUGUUAACAGGGCAGAAAGGCUGUUCCUGAGACUCCAGUGUUUGUGUUCACCCAGCACUGAGAGAUCAGUGCUGAGAAGUAUGGGAAAUUUAGCUUGAAGGUCUUGAUGCAAUGCCAGUAUCCCUUUAGAAAUCCUGGCAGACAUGUUGGAUAAUUUCUUUUCAAACGAAUGUGAUGUGUCUGUGACCUUACUUUUUACAAUGUCAGAUAAGUGGUCAUAUCAGUGCAGUAGCUAGCUAGUCUUGUUAGAAAUCGCCUAAUUGCAGCUGCAUAGAAAUUUGUCAAUUUCAGACAUCUGCAUUUACACCACACCAAUUAUCCAUAGAUAUACUUGUAUGUAUUUCUACAUGGCAGUCUCUAGACAGGAGAAUUGCACAAACAUAUCAGUUUUUUCCUGUCUUCAUGGGAGUGCAUUGUGAAAACAUUUUCAGGAAGUAUAAGCUCUUGCUUUGAGCUGGGAUGGUUGUGUGGUUGUAUGCAGCCACUCGGCCACUACUGCUAGCUAACCAACCAUUUUUUGAAGUGGGUCACAAAAGUGCUGCCAACAAAUAAGAAGUGCUUCAAAAUAUUUUAUCUUUCUCUUUCACAUUUUUAAUGACCUUAACAAGUGAGAAUGUACCUAAAAACAUAAGUAAAAAAGAUGUGGAUGGUUUGUGGAAUUGUAGGCAUAGUAGUAGUAUAAUUUCAGUACAACAGACCAGUGGGAAUAUGAAAAGGAAAAUGUGCUUUAAAAAGGAUGAUACUGCAAAAAAAAAAAUUCCAGUGAAUAGUUCCCCUCCCCCCCAAUAUUUCUCUGUGAAUUUUGUUAAGUGUUAAUGACUUGCAUGUAACUGCAGAUGGAAAGAAAUGUCAAAUUUAAACCAUUCUUUACCAGCUUUGGAAAUGUUUGACUGCUGAUAAUGAAUGCUGUUCUGUCGUAUCGCUCAACUUGAUUCUUGCUGUUAAUGAGUGCUCUGCAGCCAUUACUGCCUGAUUUAUUUUGUGUCAUGUUUGGAUUUUGGUGGUCAAGUAUGCAGACUUUACCAUGUUUUAUAUUUGUACUUAUGUUUGAAUCUUAGGUAACAAGAUCUGUAUAUUUGCUUGAGAUUUAAACUUACAAUGUGUAUAUCAGCAUAGUGUGGACAGCAUCUCAUGGAAAGGGUGCUAAUGAAUGAAAAUGGACAAGCAGUCCUGGAUGCUGAAACUCAGCUUUGAAUGGCAAGCAUGGCUACAGUAGUGACUUUCACUUCCUUUCCUUGUAAUAUUUUGAGGGGAAAAUGUGUGAUGUCAUUUUCAGAUGUAACAGGCUGUGAAUAACAUACCUUCGGCACAACAUAGACGAAACUGUUCUCCUAGCUGUACAAGAACAUAUUCCUGUGAGAAAGUCAAAAUGUAGCAGAAAAUUGAAAAGUGCUAAGAUGAAGGUGAUAACAAAGUGCCUUGUUUGAUAGUAGAAAGAAGACCAUGGUGAAAAUUAGAAGGGGAGGGGAUUGUUUUGAGGGCUUUUAGAUCUGGUUGUUUAGAAGCCAUCAACCCUUGAAAAACAUUAGCAGCAAACAGUAAUUACAUUGUUGAUAUUUGACAACCUCAAAGAUAAAGUGGUCACAUCUUAAUGGGAAAAUGGAAUGAUUAGAAGAGAAUUUUGUCAUUGAUUAAAUCAACAGUGGUGUUGGUCAGCCCUGCCAUGUGUAAAAUUUUACUUAAAAGUUUACUUCGAUGUGGCAGGUAGGGGAUUUUUAAUGGUGUCUGGAAGCAGAAUGUUACAGUAGCUAGUGCAGAUAUGUGAGUGUGAGUAAAUGAGAGACUUAUUUAUGAUUCCUUCCUCCCCUCCACCCAACCCAACACUUCCUGUUUAAAGUCCCUGAUUAUUCAUUUCUUGUCUGUUGCCAAAGCAAGAUCACUGGUAAUACAAACCAGAAUGAAAUGGUAAAGAUUAGCCUUUGGUGCCUUUAAAAGCUGUGAUUGUCCAGAAGGCGUGAUGGUCAGUGAAAAGUCAUUUUCUGCACAUCCCUGAUGUGGGCUUUUGAGAAGUGUCUCCGAACAGAUAUUCCUUACUUUGAAAGCCAUUUUGCUGUCAGGUGUUAAAGAUAAUAAUGUAAAUAAAUUGAGGCCCUGAAGCAAUUGUACGUACAUCAUGCAAAAAUGAUCAUGACCCAUCCCUUGUUGGGAUAGAAUGUAGGGAUGUGUUGGUGUAAAGGGUAGUGCUGACAAUGUCAUAGCUAUUCAGUAGAUAGCUUACCUUGCUGCACUGGAGUAUGGCUGUGGGCUAGUCUGUUAUAUAUAAAAAUACGAUCUCUUGUUUCAAGGAGUUUGUGUCAUGGCCUUGUGUUGCCAAGUUGUAUUAUGAGAAGAAACAUUAAGUGAUGUAAAGUAUGUAUUUAUAAUUAUUUUCAUGUUAAUUUUGGUGAGUGUGGAAUUUAAGAAAAAAUUAUGCACGUGUGUGAUUUGAAUGAACUGUUGAUGCCCCAAAGAGACUUUAAGGCAAAAACAAAAAAAAAGAAAAAAAAAAGAGAAAAAUGUAUUAAAAGUGAACACAAAAAAGAAACAUGAGAAUCCAGUAAGAAUGUGAGAGUAUUAUAAGAGUGUGCACAUGUAAAUGAAUUAAAGAGAUUAAGUAUGGAAAGGCCAUGGUAUUUUUCUGUAUUUACCAUGGCUCAAACAUUCAACACAACUGACUGCUCAUGGAUGAUAGCAAUUCAAAAGAGAAAGCAACCUAGUGUGUGUCUUCAUAGAGACAGUACACUUUUUUUUUUUUUUUUUGCCAGGUGCUUGCUCUGCUCCUUGAAUCACGGACAAAGAUUUACGCUUAGCCAAAUAACAGCUCAAGAACAUGGAGAUAACCAAAUCUGGUGUGAUCCAGACAUGGUCCUCUAACUGGGCUGUCUCUUUGCUUGUGCCAUUUCUGGACAAGCAGCCAUUAGUGCUGCUGCCUAGGAUUCGCACACUAUUAACAUAUUUGCUGGGUGAGAGGGGAUGUACCCCCCGUUUUUUUUUAAAUUGACUGUGCUCCACAAAGCAAUGUGAGCAGUGAAAGGUUUUUGUUGAUUUAGCCAUAUUGGUGCAACAGAAGUAAUGGGCUAUGUACUGAUGGGAGAGACACUUUUCAUAGACUGACUUACCUGUCAUUGUAUUCACAAUUGUUUUCAUGUCAUGGACUGUUGUUCAUUUUCAACACCAUACCUGUGAAGUAUUUACCUAAAGAUCUUUCAUGACCAGAGCAGCAGAAUGGGAGUGUCUCACACCUGUACAUUGUUCAGAUACAAAGGCUAGGGUGAGAGAGCCUGUUUUUGAUAAUUGUACAAAGUGCUCUUAGGAAAGAAUAGCAACAUUGUGAAAAUGCCCAAUGAAAAGGUUGUUAGAAAGGGCACAUCAGUGUAAAACUACUUCAAAAUGAUACUUGCACCUUUCACUAACUGCUCUAGUACUUUCUGAGUAAACAUCAGAUUGCAAUGUGUUUGGCUGAUUGGAUGCAUGGUUGGUGCAAGUUGUAUUCCAGGCCGACAUUCUGAAAAGUAGCUGUACUGAAAUAUCAUUUGUGAUUGCCAUGUGGCAAAUCAUGUACUAAUAACUCAUAAUCAAGGAGCCAGGACUGGUGAGAAUUGUACAAGGUGCUAUGUGGGUGUUCAUUUCACUAUCCAACGAUGUAUAACAGUGUUGAUUGUACAGACAGCUUCUUUGUGCCGACUCUGGACAUUGCAUGUUUUCUCAGAAUCAACACUGUGCAUGUCGCUAUGGCAGCCAUGUUUUGAACUUUAUAGCAACCACACAGUGCUGCACAGCAUUUUGAGGAGGAGUUUGUGUGUUGACUUCUUCCCCUCUACCACAGCAAAUAAAGCAUUGCAAAAGUU